AUGCAGCAUACCACGAUAUCCUGGCUUCGGCUGGGCUUGAAUUAGCCCUUUUUUUUGCUGUCCUCCGCUCUUUGCAUCAGUGGCUUCCUAGUUCGAGCGAGGGCAUCUGUUGUGUAGCUGAGAUGUGUGUCUUCGUGAAGGAACAUGUAGAGAGAGUCGUAUUGGCAUUCGCAUCAAGCGCAUUGCGCAUUUUUCGAAUUUUGGCCUCCUUCCAGGGACCUUGAUUUUUACCCGCUGGCACUGACGUCUUUCAAUUGGUCAGCAGGUUAGCGCGGUCGAUGCUAAUAAUCAAAACACACAUAUUUUUACCCGCUGGCACUGACGCCUUUUAAUUGGUCAGCCGGUUAGUGCGAUCGAUGCUAAUAAUAAAUACACACACACAUAAAAACACACACACACACACAACACGUGUUUUCAACCGCACUAAGACUGACGUCGUUUCAUUGGUCAGCCGGUUAGCGCGGUCGAUGCUAAUUAUAAAAGCACACACACGCACACGUCGCCUGGGCAGCCGUGGUGUAUCUGAUGUCUCAAUCGUGGGCCGUUUGUUAAUUUCCUUUACCAUCCGAAAUUCUGGGCGACUGCCGUACAACUAAUGAAAGUGCACUCUUAACUGACCGAACGGCCUUUCGAACCGGUAGGCAAACAUUUACUUUUGUUUACAUGUGUCCAGCUCUUCUCGACCCGGCAGCACAGGCUAACCAUCACCAUCCUCCACGUGUGUGUGCGUGUGAGCCCUUGCAUACAUCGCACGGGCAGGGCAGAAAGGAAACGUCCUCUUUCUUUGCUUAGGGUUCCAGACUUUGUCCGACUCUGGACGCCGCAAGCUCUGGUCCACUAAACAUUUUUUCGCCGGUUCAACGUCGGGCUGGGGUGCUGAACGUUUCGCCUCAUGUCCACGGCGAUUCCCAGGGUGUUCAGCAGGGUAUGCACCCUUGUGGUGUACGCAUUUUCGGUGCAGGCCCUGAACUGCUGCAACGCCGCCCCCGCCGCCCCCGCCGCCCCCGCCCAGCCAAGAUCGGCAACCCCUUCACAGAAUGUGGCGUCCUGCAGCAGCGGAGGUGGCGGUGCUGCUGUAGCUCGUAGACUUUGUAGUCUACCACAGAGGUUACACUGCUGUCACCGCUCUAUCACAGAGGGUGGUCUACACUGCUGUGAGAUCGGUAGGCCCGAGCGAGCUCUGGAAAGAGAAAUGUAGAUAGAUUUUCUUAUCAACUGACUCCCUGGUCAGGCUUUGAUGGGUGCUAUUAUAAAUAGAUGAGAGUGAGCACAAGGGGCGAAGGCGCGCUUGUGUCUCAUCUCAACAACAAAAC
This is a messenger RNA of Ectocarpus sp. CCAP 1310/34, 1313 nucleotides long. NCBI's taxonomy places the organism in Eukaryota, Phaeophyceae, Ectocarpales, Ectocarpaceae. The record is from the annotation of a GenBank genome assembly.